AUGUCGAAGCUGCUCAGCGACCUCUGGGCCAGCACUCCCCUCGGCUCUACGUUUCGCUCAAAAGGCGUAGAAUUACCCAUUGACGCCGAAUCAGAAUCUCUGAUGAAGACUGAGGUCGUCGCCGAGAAAUGCGAUCUGAGGAUUGAAGGAAUGACUUGUGGUGCUUGUGUUGAGUCUAUAGAAGGCAUGCUUAGAGAACAACCAGGCAUCCACUCGGUCAAGGUCGCGUUGUUGGCCGAGCGUGGCGUUGUCGAAUACGACCCCAGUCAAUGGAAUGCCGAGAAGAUUAUCAACGAAAUCUCCGACAUUGGCUUCGACGCUACAUUGAUUCCUAUUACGCGCACCGACACCGUUACCCUCCGAAUUUUCGGCAUGACUUGCAGCUCAUGUACAUCCACUGUCGAGUCCGGCCUUAGCUCUGUCCCCGGUAUCAACAUUGUGGCCGUUUCGCUUGCAACCGAGACAGCCACCAUCCAGUUUGACCGUGGGCUCAUCGGCGCACGAGAAAUGGUUGAACGGAUUGAAGAGAUGGGCUUUGACGCUAUGCUGGCCGACCAGGACAACGAGACUCAGGUUGCUUCCCUCAUGCGAACAAAAGAAAUCUUGCUCUGGCGCUCGAGGUUAAUAUGGAGUGCCUCAUUCGCAAUUCCCGUCUUUUUUCUGAGCAUGGUCUUCCCACACGUGCCCGGACUCCGAGACAUCGUCGGAUUCAACUUGUUCAAUGGCAUUUACCUUGGAGAUGUCGUCGUCGCCAUUGUCACAACCCCAGCACAAUUCUGGGUCGGCGCUAAUUUCUAUCGCAGUGCUUGGAAAUCACUUAAGCACCGAUCGGCGACAAUGGACGUUCUGGUUAUGCUCGGCACUUCCGCAGCCUAUUUUUAUUCUCUAUUUUCCCUCAUUAUCGCAUCAUUCAACACUACUCCCGACUAUCGUCCCGCUCUUUUCUUCGACACAAGCACUAUGCUGCUCAUGUUUAUCUCUCUGGGUCGUUUCCUGGAGAACAGGGCCAAGGGCAAAACCAGCGCAGCUCUAACUGACCUCAUGGCCCUCGCACCGUCGAUGGCUACUAUUUAUACUGAUGCUCCUGCCUGCACUCAGGAGAAGAAGAUCCCGACCGAGUUGGUUGAAGUCGGUGACACUCUGAAGCUCGUUCCUGGUGACAAAAUACCCGCUGAUGGGUCAGUUAUCAAGGGCUCUUCCAGUGUUGACGAAAGUGCAAUUACUGGAGAGCCAGUUCCCGUUUUGAAACAAGCCGGCGACAGUGUUAUUGGGGGAACGGUCAAUGGGCUGGGCACAUUUGACAUGGUUGUUACUCGGGCUGGGAAAGAUACUGCUCUGGCACAGAUCGUCAAGCUUGUCCAGGACGCUCAAACAUCCAAGGCUCCGAUCCAAGCUUUUGCCGAUAAAGUUGCGGGUUACUUCGUUCCGGCAGUCAUCGCACUUGCGGGCGUAACCUUUAUUGCUUGGUUGCUCCUCUCGUCAUUCAUUGCCGAUGAAAGCCUUCCCGCGAUGUUCCACAGGCAUGGAACAAGCAAAUUCGCAGUUUGUGUGCAAAUGUGCAUCAGUGUUGUUGUUGUCGCUUGUCCUUGCGCUCUCGGUCUUAGUACUCCGACCGCUAUCAUGGUGGGCACUGGCAUUGGGGCCCAGAACGGUAUCCUCAUCAAAGGGGGUCGGGCUUUGGAAGCCAGCAAGAGUAUUCGUCGAGUUGUUCUUGACAAGACAGGCACUGUCACCGUUGGCAAGAUGAGCGUUGUUGGCACGCACUGGGUGCCCGGCACGCAAUCUUCAGCUGACCAAUCCUCCUUGGACGGACCUUGCGCCGACGAUUCAACCAGUCGACAGGCCAUUAUUUCCAUGAUCACUACUGCAGAAGCCAAAUCCGAGCAUCCGUUGGCUACUGCGGUCGCAGCCUAUGGGAAAAGCGUGCUCAGAGAUUUUCCCUCGCUUCCCCCCAGCUCUGUUGAGAGCUUCGAGAGUGUCACUGGAGCUGGUGUCCGCGCUGUUAUCACCCAUGGCGGCUCCAAGUACACCCUCCUCAUCGGCACAGCUCGCUUCAUUACCCAGUCUGACGACGGUUACAUCCCUUCCACUCUUUCUAGCUACGAACAACAGGAAACGACUCUGGGUCGCACCAUCAUAUUCGUUUCCCUCCUCCGCCCUUCGUCAUCCAACCCCCUCCCGCUCCUUGCCGUUUCCCUGUCUGAUGCUCCGAAACCGUCCAGUAAACACGCCAUACGCGCAUUACAGAAGAUGGGAAUCGAGGUGAACAUGAUGACGGGCGAUGAUGGUGUUUGGGCUGACAUGAGCCCGAAAGGCAAAGCCACACUUGUCGCUGAACUAAUGGAAAAGCAUGGAGAAGGAGUUGCGAUGGUUGGCGAUGGAAUCAACGAUUCUCCAGCUCUGGUGGCAGCGACAGUUGGCAUUGCUCUCGCCUCUGGUACCUCUGUGGCAAUCGAGGCUGCCGAUAUUGUUCUUAUGCGCGGUGAUCUCUUGGACGUUGUGGCUGCCCUGCAUCUUUCCCGAAGCAUCUUUCGGGUCAUCAAGCGGAACUUUGUCUGGGCCUGCAUCUAUAACGUGCUUGGUAUUCCUCUCGCGAUGGGUCUUUUCCUGCCUGUCGGACUCUACAUGCAUCCCAUGCUUGCUGGCGCGGCCAUGGCCUUUUCCAGCGUCAGUGUGGUCACGAGCUCCCUGACCCUCAAAUGGUGGAGACGACCGGCUGACAGCCUCAUGCCUGGAGCGUCAACAGAGUUGGGCCCCAGUCUACUCGACAGCACACGCAAUGCGGUCGAGGAUGCCUGGGGGAGUGUCACGAGCAUGUUCCGACCAAAUCGGAGGGACGAAUACGGCUACAGCCAACUGCCUGUGGAGAUGAGUGCAUCCAACAACGUCUAG
Messenger RNA from Mycena indigotica, 2892 nucleotides. Its product is annotated as Copper P-type ATPase. The coding region runs from base 1 to 2892 and encodes 963 amino acids. Gene Ontology annotation, biological process: copper ion homeostasis; monoatomic cation transport. The record is from RefSeq and is a predicted model, not a curated record. The transcript is spliced from 5 exons. Gene Ontology annotation, cellular component: membrane. Gene Ontology annotation, molecular function: ATP hydrolysis activity; P-type divalent copper transporter activity; copper ion binding. Lineage: Eukaryota; Fungi; Basidiomycota; Agaricomycetes; Agaricales; Mycenaceae.